Molecule: messenger RNA, 1663 nt
Organism: Ziziphus jujuba (common jujube)
Lineage: Eukaryota; Viridiplantae; Streptophyta; Magnoliopsida; Rosales; Rhamnaceae
Product: arginine biosynthesis bifunctional protein ArgJ, chloroplastic
Exons: 17
Coding region: 138-1520 (460 amino acids)
Biological process (GO): L-arginine biosynthetic process; L-ornithine biosynthetic process
Molecular function (GO): L-glutamate N-acetyltransferase activity, acting on acetyl-L-ornithine as donor; L-glutamate N-acetyltransferase activity, acting on acetyl-CoA as donor
Source: RefSeq, a predicted model, not a curated record
GCCGCACGUGGUUCUACAGUAAAGUCAGUCAAAAACUCAAAAGCCUUCUUCUUCCUUCUGGUCUCUCUCAGUGCCACUCACCUCAGACAGCAAUUCAACGUUACGACCACGAAACCCUAAAAACCAGCGGCAGAGAAAUGUAUCAAUGUCUUCCUCACUACGUCUGUGGAAAAUUCACUGCAAUGCAGUCCUUCAAGUGGGAUAUGAGAAUUCGUGCCGUUUCGGUGAGUGGAAGUGAUGUGUCCAAUCUCAUUCCAGCAGCACCCAUUUUUCUACCUCAAGGACCUUGGAAUCAGAUUCCUGGAGGAGUUACAGCUGCAGAAGGAUUCAAAGCUGCAGGCAUGUAUGGUGGAUUGCGUGCCAAAGGCGAGAAACCUGAUCUUGCACUCGUCACCUGCGAUGUUGAUGCCACAUCUGCUGGGGCAUUUACUACAAAUGUGGUUGCAGCUGCACCAGUUUUAUACUGUAAAAAUGUUUUGAACAUUUCAAAAACGGCACGUGCAGUUUUGAUAAAUGCUGGUCAAGCCAAUGCUGCCACGGGUGAUGCAGGUUAUCAAGAUGUGAUAGAAUGUAGCAAUGCCUUGGCUAAGCUACUUCAGUUAAAGUCAGAAGAUGUGCUGAUUGAAUCCACUGGUGUGAUUGGUCAAAGGAUAAAAAAGGGGCCACUGCUACAAUCACUCCCAAAACUGGUUAAUUCACUUUCAUCAUCAACUGAGGGGGCAGAUGCUGCAGCAGUGGCAAUAACAACAACCGACCUUGUUAGCAAGAGUGUAGCAAUUGAAUCUCAGGUUGGAGGCAAAACUGUAAGAAUUGGGGGAAUGGCAAAGGGUUCUGGGAUGAUCCACCCAAAUAUGGCUACCUUACUUGGUGUGAUAACAACUGAUGCCCUGGUUAGCAGUGACGUUUGGAGAAAAAUGGUUCAGGUUGCUGUAAACCGAAGCUUCAACCAGAUAACUGUUGAUGGAGAUACCAGUACUAAUGAUACUGUCAUUGCUUUGGCCAGUGGAUUAUCUGGAUCCACCAGAAUAUCUUCCUUGAACAAUCACGAGGCAAUUCAUCUUCAAGCAUGCCUUGAUGUGGUAAUGCAAGGUCUUGCCAAAUCAAUAGCAUGGGAUGGAGAAGGAGCAACAUGCCUGGUUGAGGUCACAGUGUCAGGUGCAGAUAGCGAGGGUGAAGCAGCAAAGAUAGCACGCUCUAUCGCAUCUUCUUCACUUGUAAAGGCCGCAGUAUAUGGCAGAGAUCCAAAUUGGGGUCGCAUUGCUGCUGCUGCAGGCUCUGCAGGAAUCUCCUUUGACCAAACCAAGCUUCAAGUAGUGCUUGGGAACAUUUUGCUCAUGGAGGGUGGGGAGCCACAACCAUUUGACAGGGCUGAAGCUAGUAACUAUCUCAAGAAGGCUGGUGAGACCCAUGGAACCGUUGAAAUUAAUGUGUCUGUAGGUGAUGGACCAGGACGCGGGCAAGCAUGGGGCUGUGAUUUAAGCUAUGAUUAUGUUAAAAUAAAUGCAGAGUACACAACAUAGGAGUACCUUAUUGGGGCACUCUUGAUUUUUCUGUAACCUAAUUCCCACCCUUUAGGGAUGCUAUAAACCUUGAAUCAAACUGCUAAUUAUCCAAUAAAAACCUUGUCCGGUUUGGCCACACUUUGUGGUAUGUAUUGCUUAAA